Molecule: messenger RNA, 1345 nt
Organism: Brassica oleracea var. oleracea
Lineage: Eukaryota; Viridiplantae; Streptophyta; Magnoliopsida; Brassicales; Brassicaceae
Exons: 6
Coding region: 135-1166 (343 amino acids)
Biological process (GO): regulation of gene expression
Cellular component (GO): cytoplasm; nucleus
Molecular function (GO): mRNA binding
Source: RefSeq, a predicted model, not a curated record
UGUACCUCUCAGCUUUCAAACCCCAAGAACCACCACAGAAGCAGAAGAGAGAAGCGGCUACAUUCUCCGGCAAGUUGGACGGAUAGAUCGCCGAUAAUUGACAAAUUCUUCUCCGUUUCCUGUCACUUGUUGAAAUGGCUAGUAGUACUGUAAGGAACGUGCAUGGUAAGAGAUCUAGUUUCCAAUCUGAGUUUACUGGAAACGGAGCAAGCAAGAGAAGAAACCUUCACGAUGAGACAGAUCGCAAUGUCAUUGGUUCUGAAGACACCGUGUACCGUUACUUGUGCCCUGUUAAGAAAACAGGGAGCAUUAUCGGCAAGGGCGGUGAGAUCGCGAAGCAGAUAAGGUCCGAGACAAAGUCAAACAUGAGGAUCAACGAGGCUUUGCCAGGUUGCGAGGAGCGCGUUGUUACCAUAUAUUCCACUAGUGAUGAGUUGAACCAUUUUGGAGACGAUGGGGAGAUCGUUUGUCCUGCUUUGGAUGCUCUUUUCAAGGUUCAUGACAUGAUUGUAGCCGAGGUUGAUGAAGAUGAUGAUGAUGAUCUUGGCGAUAAACAAACGGUUACUGUGAGGAUGCUUGUGCCUUUCCCGAUAACGCAACCGAUCUGGUCUGAAGGCACAAGCAUCCUCACAGUAACCGUUUGUUUAUCGCCAAGAUCAUCAUCAUCAUCUUCAUCAACCUCGGCUACAAUCAUGUCAUGGACCUUGAAAAGAGCAUCCAAAGCAGGACAAACGAUCUCCCCAUCGUCUCCAAAAUGGUUCAACUCAUCACUAGUGGAAUAUAUGGGCACAAGUAACGGUUUCUUCUCUUGCUUAAUUGGGAAAGGUGGUGCUGUUAUAUCCGAGAUGAGGAGUGUGACACGAGCUAAUAUCCGUAUUCUUCAAAAGGAAAAUGUACCAAAUAUUGCUCGUGAAGAUGAGGAGAUGGUUCAGAUUACAGGAAAUCCUGAUGCAGCUAUGAAAGCUCUUACGCAAGUAAUCUUACGGUUAAGAGCUAACGCUUUCGAUAUGAAUCAUGGACUUGUCUUGCUACCCACAUCUUUUCCAUACAUCUCUCAAGUAUCCGGAAGUUCAAACAAACCCAAAUACGCAAAACGUGAUGGUUCCAAAGAUCAAGACUACGGUAGACUGAAUUUGAAUUCCAAGAGAAGAAACCAUGUUUCUUAAAUCAAGAAAACCCAUCUUAGAAAGGUAAUGCUUUGUGGGUUUGGAGAUUAUUCAGAAGACGAAAGAAGACUGAGAGUGUUACACAGUUUCAGGGAACUUAUACGUUGGUGCAAUUUUUUAUUACUUGUAAUAAUAAAACGUUAAAAAUGGUUGUCUAUUGAAUUAAAAUAAAAAAUGUA